CCGCCGACGCCGCAUGCCCGGGCCCGCCGGCCCCAUUGGUCCCCGCAGUCACAUGCCGGGCGGCGGCGGGGCCGCCCGUUCCCUCCCUCCGAGCCUCCCUCCGCCGGGCUGAGCGCAGGGGAGCGGCCGCGAUCGCAGCAUGAGCACCCUCAAGGUCUACAGCACCUCGGUGACCGGCUCCCGGGAGAUCAAAUCCCAGCAGAGCGAAGUAACCAGAAUCCUCGAUGGGAAAAACAUCAAGUACGAGCUGGUGGAUAUCUCCCAGGAUAACGCUCUCCGAGAGGAGAUGAGGGCGAAGGCAGGCAAUCCCAAAGCCAUCCCGCCCCAGAUCGUCAACGGAGACCACUACUGCGGGGACUACGAGCUCUUUGUGGAAGCAGUGGAGCAAAACACCCUGCAGGAGUUCCUGAAGCUGGCCUGAGGCCCGGGCUCCACUCCUAUCCUGGACUCUACCUGCAUUCCUGAGCACCCUCAUCUCCGACCACCUUCACUUCCAGGUUGUCAGCGCUGUCCUGGCACCGCGACUUGUAUCCCAGCACAGGGAAACCCAUGACCAAAACUACUCAUUGCAGCUGCCUACGAUUCCCUCCUGCCUAACCCUGAUAUCAUCUCAGAGGGAUCCAAAGAAAGUCUGACGCUCGCUGCGCACGGCCUUUGAACAAAGCUGGGCCUGGCUCACACCGCAGCUUCCAGUGCCUCUGUAAACAGCAAAGCCUCUGGGGCUGUGCGAAGUGCAGCCGUCCGUCAGCCCUCUCCUCUGCAGGGAGAGCUUCUGCUUCAGGAGGGAAGGGCUUAGGGUUGCAUGUUACUUCCCACUUCACCCAGCUGCUGUUAAAAUUGUAAAUCCUGCUGCCUCACUUAUUUUUUUGGUUUUUUUUUCUUUUUUUUCUUUUUUCAUCUCAACUGCAGAGAUUAUGGCAACUAAGUCAAUUUUUUUGUUUGUUUGUUUUAAUUUAACGCAAAAAUACUGCACAGAGCUGGGGUCUGACCACCCACCGCCGAGAAGGCCGGGGCUGGGGGUGAAGGCCGGUGUCGCUCAGCAGGCUGCCUGGGGGGAUGGAUGGGCCUAGAAGUGGGACCUGGGCUGCUCCGUCUGCCCUCUGCCGCGAUGUGGUGCCAGGGCUCCCUUGUGAGCGUUAAUGGCUCAGGGCUGCUCUGGAACAGCUGAUGCUCCAGCUGUCUUAUCUAUCCUCUUUGAGUGGGCUUUUUUGCAACCCGGACCAAGUGCAUUUUGUUUUCCUGCCAAAAAGCAAGUUUAUAACCAGUGUUGUCUUCUGAGAUGCUAUUAAAUGUUACUGUACCUUUCA
Molecule: messenger RNA, 1307 nt
Organism: Harpia harpyja (harpy eagle)
Lineage: Eukaryota; Metazoa; Chordata; Aves; Accipitriformes; Accipitridae
Gene: SH3BGRL3
Product: SH3 domain binding glutamate rich protein like 3
Exons: 3
Coding region: 140-421 (93 amino acids)
Cellular component (GO): cytoplasm
Source: RefSeq, a predicted model, not a curated record